Messenger RNA from Alternaria metachromatica, 813 nucleotides. RefSeq lists its product as uncharacterized. The record is from RefSeq and is a predicted model, not a curated record. NCBI's taxonomy places the organism in Eukaryota, Fungi, Ascomycota, Dothideomycetes, Pleosporales, Pleosporaceae. The transcript has a single exon. Gene Ontology annotation, biological process: transmembrane transport. Gene Ontology annotation, molecular function: transmembrane transporter activity. Bases 1 to 813 code for a protein of 270 amino acids.
AUGAUCCUCGGCGGCAUAACCUACAUCUGCGCCCUCCUCUUCCUCCCAGAAACGUACGCCCCACAACUGGUCCGCGCGAAGCAAAUCAAAGCUGGUGGCAACCUCUCCAAUGUUGACUGGAAGAAACGCGCGCGCGAUAACCUGGUUCGUCCAUGGGUUAUGCUCUUCACCGAGCCCAUCGUGUGGGCCUUGUCAACGUACAUGGCAUUCCUAUACGGAAUCAUGUGUCUCGUACUCGUCGCCUAUCCCAUCGUCUAUAAGGAAUACAGAGGCUGGUCAACUGCCAAGAUGAGCGUUGGAUACACAGGCCUGGCAAUGGGAAUGGCUCUUCCAACAAUCCUAUCACCUCUGCUAAAUCGCGCCCAUACACAUUUUGUGCGCAAACUAGGUCCGCAGCCUGAAGCACGCUUCCCACUGCAGAUAGCUUUCACAUGGCUAACACCUAUUGGGCUCUUCUGGUUCGCAUGGACGGCAACAGCGUCUGUACCGGCUGUCGUGCCCAUUCUGGCUGGGGUUCCGCUGGGUAUCGGUCUUCUGACGGCUUUUCUGGAUAUUGCUGCGUAUCUUACCGAUUGCUAUGGUAUAUACGGGGCAAGUGCCCUUGCUGCAAAUGGACUUCUGUGCCGACUCUUUGGUGCAGCAUUUCCGCUCUUCUCGAAACGGUUGUAUGAGAGCUUGGGUGUACCGUGGGGAACUAGUCUGUUGGCUUUCGUCGCCACGGCUAUGGCGCCUAUCCCGUGGAUCUUCUAUCGCUAUGGGCCGACGAUCAGAAAGAAGAGCGCAUACCAUCAAGCCGCCAUGGGUCGUACAUAG